Cucurbita maxima (winter squash) is the source of this 2017-nucleotide messenger RNA. Its product is annotated as PHD finger protein MALE STERILITY 1. The record is from RefSeq and is a predicted model, not a curated record. The transcript is spliced from 4 exons. The coding region runs from base 1 to 1935 and encodes 644 amino acids. NCBI's taxonomy places the organism in Eukaryota, Viridiplantae, Streptophyta, Magnoliopsida, Cucurbitales, Cucurbitaceae.
AUGGCGGACCUCAUCGCCGGGAAGAGGAGGAGAGGCGCCGCCGCCAGCAGCACCAGCACCAGCAGCACCAGCAGCGGAGACAGGGUGUUCCGCUUCAAGAGCUUCGGGAAGAAUGGCCAUCCUACCCAGUUUCUCGGCUGCUUCUGGGAGAAUGUGGAGGCGCUCCUAGGGUUCGGCCACUGGGAAACUGGAGAGUGUUCCAACCGCUUCCGGUGUUGGUCGUUUCGCCUGCAGGUUCAGCGCCACCCCCCCUUCCAUGUCGUGCUGUUUGUGGUGGAGGAGCCGGCUGAGGCGGCUACCGCCGUGGCCAGGCACUGCAAACAAUGCCAGUAUGUUGGGUGGGGACAUCAUAUGAUAUGCAAUAAAAGAUAUCACUUUGUGUUGCCGUCAAAGGACACAAUGAUGGCUGCUUCUUCAAACAGCAAAAGCAUGUUGAGUUCGAGGCUGAUGGAAUUACAAGGCCAUAUUCUUCAUGGGGUUUUCCAUUCCAAUGGCUUCGGCCAUUUGCUGUGUCUCAAUGGCCUUGAAAUGGGCAAUUCUUUACCCGGCUACAUUGUCAUGGACUUUUGGGAUCGCUUGUGCAAUGCACUUAAAGCAAGAAAGGUGAGUUUGAGGGAUAUUGCACAAAAGAAGGGAAUGGAACUGAGGCUACUCCACAGCAUUGCUUAUGGCCAGCCAUGGUUUGCCCAAUGGGGCUACAAAUUCAGCCGUGGUGCCUUCAAAGUCACCAUUCAAAUGAACCAAAGAGCAAUCGAAGCCCUUCAAACCCUCCCUCUUUCGCUCCUUCUCCACCACCUUGUCAUUGCUCAUCCACACAUUCCCUUCAUUUUCUCCAAGUACCAAUCCCUCUCCAUCCACCCUCUUCACACCCUCCAAGACCUACUCCAAUUCAUGCUCAAUCUCAAAUCCCCUCUCCCCACACAAAAUUCUUUACAACAACACUCCCAUACCUUGCCUGCAUUCUUGCUCGAAAACUCAUCUCGAUGGUCCCCGAAGCGUGUUGAGAUGGCGGUUCGAGUCAUUGUCGAGGCAUUGAAACGAGCCGAAUUUCGAUGGGUAUCACGACAGGAGGUACGGGAUGCCGCUCGUAUUUAUAUUGGCGAUACGGGGUUGUUGGAUUUUGUGUUGAAAUCAUUGGGAAAUCAUGUUGUUGGAAAUUAUUUGGUACGAAGAACACUAAAUCCGGUGACCAAAGUGCUCGAGUAUUGCUUGCAAGAUGUUUGUAGUAGCGUUCAAAUGAAACCUAGGUGUAUAGUUGGGAGAGCGGAGUUGGCUAAGGAUAUAUCCAACGUCUACAAAUACAUUCUUGGAGACCAAAAGGCAUUGCAAGCUAAAGGAAUCCUUCCCACUCUAACAAUGGCUUCUGAGAUCAUCCUUGACUCGAAGUUUCUGGUGAAGGAGUAUACAACCGAGCCACAGGUGAAAACCAAGCUCGAAACGGAAGGCAAACAACACAUAUUGUGCACAAUUAGAGUGAAAAGACAAGAAGCAACAACAACAACACUUCCAUAUGAAUGCAUUGGAUUGAAGAACAAUGGCACCAUUGAUGAGCUAAAGAAGGAGGUGGAAAGGAACUUCAAGGAAAUGUAUUGGGGAUUGAGUAGGUUUGUAGUGGAAAGGAUAGUGGAUUUGGAGGCAAAAGGGAGGGAUUUGGUGUUUGAGUUGAUGGAAGUUGGUGGGAAGUUGGUGUUUGAAGGAAGUGGAGAAGAUGAAGGGAGGGUUUUGAUAAACAAUAAUGAUGGAAUUGAGAAGAGAAUUAUGGAAUGUGUUUGUGGAGCUGUGGAAGAUGAUGGGGAGAGAAUGGUGGCUUGUGAUAUAUGUGAAAUUUGGCAGCAUACAAGGUGUGUUCAAAUACCAAAUGAACAACAAGUUCCUCAAAUUUUUAUUUGUAAUAGGUGUGAUCAAGAAAUUGCAUUGCUACACUCCUUGCCUUAGAUGCUAUCCAAAUUUGUGUGCUUCAACAAUAAAGACUCUUUUAAGUGUUUCUUUGCUAAUUCCAUACAUCCUUCUUUAUAAU